Messenger RNA from Scutellospora calospora, 224 nucleotides. NCBI's taxonomy places the organism in Eukaryota, Fungi, Glomeromycota, Glomeromycetes, Diversisporales, Gigasporaceae. The record is from the annotation of a GenBank genome assembly.
UCGAAUUACUAAACUUGCAUCGCGGUCAAGGAAUGGAAAUACAUUGGAGAGAUACAAUGACAUGCCCUUCUGAAGCUGAAUUUAUUGAAAUGGUUUCAAAUAAAACUGGUGGUCUGUUAAGAUUGGCAGUUAAACUUAUGCAACUAGAUUAUGUACCACUGGUUAAUGAUAUUGGCAUCCAUUUUCAUAUUCGUGAUGAUUACAUGAAUUUGCAAUCGAAUAAG